AUGUUCCCCACAAGGUACGCCUGCGGCAUGGUGCGGCUGGCCGGCGACUCGCCCUGGCCCGGCGUGAUCGUCCUCGUGGUCGGCUACCUGUCCUGGUGGGCCGCGCUGGUGAUAGGCGUGUCCAUGGCGGCGAGGCGCGCGGCGCUGCAGCGCUGGCGGCGCCGGCAGCUGGAGCUGGCCGCGCAGCAGCAGGGCCGCGGCGUGGGGGCGUCCUCGCCGGGGCUCACCUUCAGCCUGGUGGACACGCCGCUCGGCCACCUCAGCCUGGACGAGUACCGCGCCCUCACCCACGCCACCGUGCUGGUCGUCAUGUACGUCGCCAUGCUGGUGCCGGGGAUACUCUCCACGCAGGUGCUGCAGGUGAUGACGACGAGGCCCCGCGCGGCGCACGGCCCGGAGGAGCUGUGGCCCGUGCUGACGGGCACGUACGAGACGGUGCUGGUGUGGCUCCGCCUGCAGUUCUCCGUCGUCGUCCCCGUGGCCAUCGCCAUCCUCAGCAAGGAGGUCCGCCGCAGGGUGAGCGAGAUGACGCAGUGCCUGUACCACGCGUGCUGCUGCUGCCUGUGCUGCUGCACGCGCCGCGCCAACGCGGUGGGGCAGGCCAGGCAGGCCCUGCCGCAGCGCCGCUACGGCCAGCUGGGCGCUGCUCUGCCGCAGGCCAACAACGCCGGCAACGCCAAGGCGGCCUACGCCCCGGCCGGCGCGGGCCGCGGGCAGCGCUGGGCGCGACUGCGGCACCGCGACGUGGACUCCUCCAGCAGGUCCGACGGCGCGGAGACGGUGGUGUCCCCCGGCACGGCGGUGCUGUUCGCCUCGGCGCAGGGCCUGCACCUCCGCACGCUGGACCCGCGGUGGGGCCGCGAGGACGAGGACGCCGACGCCGUGUCCACGCUGGAGCCCGCGGGCGGCGCGGGGAGAGGGGGCCCGUCGGACAGCUCCAUACCGCCCCCUGCCGGGCACGCCGGCGGCUGGGGCCGCCCCUGGGCCGAGGCCGAGGGCUCACUGCCCAGAUACGUCUUCCAGUUCUGCGACCUGGCCGUCAUCGCGGACGCCCCCAGGCACUCCCCCGAGGCCAGCACCGCGUUGGCCGGCCGCGGCUUCGUCCUGGGCCACGCCUCUUCCUCCGCCCCCGCCAGGAAGGUCAUGCAGGACACGGACGAGCGGGAGCCGAGCCUGACUCGGGAGGAGCUGCAGGCGUCGCUGGGCAAGCCGCGCAGCCUGUCCAACAGCUACCGCAAGAACGUGCGCUUCGCGAGCGUGGUGUCCGAGAUCCCGGUCCCGACGCCGCUGUCGAUGGUCGCCGAGAACGACGCCGAGAACGACGCCGAGAACGACCCGACGACGUCGUCGUCCACGGCCUCGUCCUCCGUGACGGCGUCCACGGCGUCCUCCUCGGCUACGGACUCGCCGGUGCGGUACGCGCCGGCCAGGCCGCGGACGAGGUCGCUGGAGCUCGCCCUGGUGUCCGAGGAGCUGCUACCGCCGCCGAGACCGCCGCCGUCCCGGUUCCCGGCCCACCUCAACCACCGCGCUGGCCUCGACCUCACCAAGCCGCCGUCAGCGAGGACGUCCAAAGUCUGAUCCACUCC
This is a messenger RNA of Thrips palmi, 1589 nucleotides long. RefSeq lists its product as uncharacterized. The coding region runs from base 1 to 1581 and encodes 526 amino acids. The record is from RefSeq and is a predicted model, not a curated record. The transcript has 7 exons. Lineage: Eukaryota; Metazoa; Arthropoda; Insecta; Thysanoptera; Thripidae.